AUGCUGCUGAAUAAGUCCCCGCGGGGGUCUUUCAGUGUUCCUGUUAGCAUCACCCUGCAUGGCGCGCGGCGACGACACAUGCGGUACCAAGCCCAAAUGCAGGAAAAUGGCAAGUGGAGGAAAGCGAGGGAGAUGAAGUGCAAUGAGAAAGCCAGAGCUCAAAUCCCAGAGUCCAGCAUAGGAGAAGACAGAGCCGUUCUCUUGGGCUUCACCAUGAUGACCUUCUCCAUCCUCAUGUACUUUCUCGUGGGAAUCGUGAUGGUGAAACCAAGUCUCUACAGUGACUGGAAACCUAAUAACUGCACACUGGUGCAUAUUGAUUUGGUGGAUGAAAUGAUGGAUUGCCGUGGACUUGAUAGCUUUAAAUGCCUGCGUGUUUUGGUGAGCAGCACCCCUGAAAAAACACUUCGACUUUACCACGAUGAAGACGCUGUCAAAAAUAGGCCAAAGUGUUUCUACACUCCGAAAUGCCAACGAAACAAGACAGAACAAGAGGCUGAGGCCAAUAACAUCACAGAUGCAUUAAUAAUGAAAGGGGAGAAUCUGACAUGCUAUCUCAGUGCUACAUACCCGAAUGACGCCAUCUUUAAGAGGAAAUACACCGUUCAAACAGCCUUGUACUACCUGCUGUGGCCCAGCCUCAUGUUGUUUGGUGGAAUCCUGCUGGUGGGGCUGGUGAAGCUCAACCAGCAUCUUGCUUUCCUCUGCACUGAGAUCAGUAGAGAGGAGGUACUAGGCAAGCAGAGCAAACUGACGGAGGGAAGGAUCUACAGGCUCUUAAGACGGAAGACUGGAGGCGACUCAGUUAGAUAG
Messenger RNA from Onychostoma macrolepis, 813 nucleotides. It is a transcript of the gene kcnmb3, whose product is annotated as potassium calcium-activated channel subfamily M regulatory beta subunit 3. The transcript has 4 exons. Gene Ontology annotation, biological process: potassium ion transport; detection of calcium ion. NCBI's taxonomy places the organism in Eukaryota, Metazoa, Chordata, Actinopteri, Cypriniformes, Cyprinidae. Gene Ontology annotation, cellular component: voltage-gated potassium channel complex; membrane. Gene Ontology annotation, molecular function: calcium-activated potassium channel activity; potassium channel regulator activity. The record is from RefSeq and is a predicted model, not a curated record. Bases 1 to 813 code for a protein of 270 amino acids.